ACGCGGCCUAAUCGCGUAGCUCUCUCUAGACAACAACGACGAUGACGCGGUGAAUAUGGUGUCGUCGGAAAAACGACCGAAAUCGGUAUCAGCGAUGGCAAAUACGCCACUCAAGUCCUUCACCAUCAACGCGAUUCUGCCCGAGACAUUGUUGGACCGAAGAAGUGUGGUUUCGGAGGAGGACGAGGAGUAUGGUGAUCGGCAGGAGGAAGGGUCGGACGUGGAGGGUGUAGGGGGUGAUGUUGGUGGUGAUGUGGCGAGUGAUUGCGAAUCGGAUUUGGACGUUACGGGCACGGGAACGCCGCCGUUGGAUUGUUCGGGGCGGUCUAGUGAAGGUGACUCGAAAAACGACAAUGCUGAAGAAAAAGAAAAGAAAGCCAACGACAAGCCUCCUUACAGCUAUAACGCCCUUAUCAUGAUGGCCAUCCGAAACAGCCCGGAAAAAAGACUGACCCUAAACGGUAUAUACGAGUACAUAAUGAAAAACUUUCCGUACUAUCGUGAAAACAAACAAGGAUGGCAGAAUUCCAUUAGGCAUAAUCUCAGUUUGAACAAAUGUUUCGUUAAGGUGCCUAGACAUUAUGACGACCCCGGUAAAGGCAACUACUGGAUGCUGGAUCCGUCUGCAGACGACGUGUUUAUCGGAGGAUCUACUGGAAAGCUCCGUAGGAGAUCCACAGCAGCUUCGAGGAGCCGUCUGGCUGCUUUUAAAAGAACACUAGCUUUGUAUCCACCCAUUCCUGGAUGUUACUCGCCAUUUUACCCUCCAUCUCCAGCCCUACUAGCUGCCUACUCUCGUUACAACCCCUACCUUCACAGUGCCCUACCCAGACCAAAUUUUCCUGCACAGCCAGGCUAUCCUCUGGACAAGGCCAUGAGUGCCUCGGCACCCGAACUGUCCAGCAUGCCUUCAAUAUUUCGACCUCCAUCAUCGCUACUACAGAUGUACAGUAAUCUUAGGCUAGCAACACCGCUGGAGUAUCCUCUGCAGCUACCUUUGGUCAACUUGGCGUACCAGAGGAUGCAAAGCAUGUCGGCUGCAGGGAUGUCACCUCCUGAAGGGGUACCUCCACCGCCGCCUGCCCCUGAAGGACUUCUUAAGCCGGUAACAGUGAUAACUAGGAACAAUUAAUGUUUGUUGAAUGCCUUAGUGAACAAAUUUUGGCCCAGUGGUAAAAAGUCAAUUCUAUUCUAAUGUAGAUAGUCUAGAAGAAAAUAUGUUUUUCACAAAGAAAUGUGCAAAAAUAGUGAAGAACUUGAAAAUAUAAAUACUGAAUUUCUACAUUAUUUUUGUAGACGUAGAAACUCGUGAUUUAUAUCAUACUAACCAGAAAUAUAUACAAUUUACCGAACUUGAUAAAAAUUAGAACGUUUUUAAGACAUGUCUGGUAAUAAGUAAUUACUUUGACAAUUAUCUAAUCUAAAAAUACUAUAAAACUAAAAUUACUUUUACAACAAAAUCUCAAAAUAUUAUUAACGCUAAAAUAUGAUAUACUUUCGAUAUUACUCAAUAAGUAUAAACAGUGAUAUUCGUAUUUAUUUUUUAACAACACAUUAGCCAGUUUGUUUCAAACAUAACUGUAUUUAGUGGGCAUGUCUUAUUUUUGCGUCAAUAUUUGUUAUUAAUUAACCUUCGGUAUAUAUGACAAAUGGCAAGUGUCACAAAAGUAUAAUUAAUUAUUUAUUCUAUGUAAAUAUUUAUAAAUUUUUGUACAUAUAUUAGAUUAGAAAAUUAAAAUAGGAUAAAAAACGCCUUGCUUGACGAAAUAACACGUUGUACCUUGUAAUUGUUGGUCCUGUGAUGUAAAUAUGCAAAUUAGAUU
Messenger RNA from Sitophilus oryzae (rice weevil), 1823 nucleotides. Its product is annotated as fork head domain transcription factor slp2-like. Gene Ontology annotation, cellular component: nucleus. Gene Ontology annotation, molecular function: sequence-specific double-stranded DNA binding; DNA-binding transcription factor activity. The coding region runs from base 56 to 1132 and encodes 358 amino acids. The transcript has 3 exons. Gene Ontology annotation, biological process: regulation of transcription by RNA polymerase II. The record is from RefSeq and is a predicted model, not a curated record. Lineage: Eukaryota; Metazoa; Arthropoda; Insecta; Coleoptera; Curculionidae.